Messenger RNA from Botrytis cinerea B05.10, 990 nucleotides. RefSeq lists its product as hypothetical. The record is from RefSeq and is a predicted model, not a curated record. Lineage: Eukaryota; Fungi; Ascomycota; Leotiomycetes; Helotiales; Sclerotiniaceae. The coding region runs from base 313 to 666 and encodes 117 amino acids. The transcript is spliced from 3 exons.
GAGCUUGUCAAUCUCCGCUUAGUGGGUCGGGGAGAUUCACUUUGUGGGUCGACAGGGGAAUCGUUAUCAAAGGGGAGAAUAACCCGGGAUAUCACCUUUGAUGGCCUUUAUACCUGACAAUUAGACGCGUGUAUAUAUGACGCUGCCGUUCGUCUUCAGUUCACCUUUUUCUUUUCUUCUGUAUCCAUCGAUCAAUUACACUCAUUUACAAUAAAGUAAUACCACACUCAUUUACAAAAACCAUCAACCUCUUCAAAACCCAAACACUUCCAAACCAAAACAAACCAAACCAACAAACUUCAAUCUAUCAAAAUGCAGUUCAACAUCCUCGCCCUUACCGUUGCCGCUAUGGCCUCCGUCGCAGUUGCCACUGAGACUGUCACCGUCUACGCUUGCCCAAGCUCCACUGGUCUCUCCGGCUCUGCUGCCACCGCUGGUGCUUCCUCUGGAUCCUCUGCUGGAGAUUCCUCCGGCCUCACCUCCGGCUCCAACCCAUCUGGUGUUGCCGCCGCUAGCGGUGUUGCCGCCCCAACUGCCUCCUCCGGUGUCGUUUCCUCCCCAUCUGGAACCAGCUCCCCAAUUGCUUACGCUACUGGUGCUGCUGGCCACAUCCAAGUUUCCGCUUUCGGAAUGGUUGUCGCUGGUGCCGUUGCUCUUUUCAUCUAAAUUUCUUCAUCGAGUAUCGAAAGGCGUCCGGAUCAUUAACGAUGGCGUCUUCAAUCCUUUCGAUAAUUUAGCCUAACGACAUUUUUCUUUCGUAACCCAGCGACGAGAUACCCUGAUGUGUGAUCUACACUUGUGACGCAAGUUGGAUGACUGAUUUGGUUCAAUUACGGAGCUGCUGGAUUUUUGCAGAGGAUGUGGAUGAGGCUUUGACAUCGACUUCUCUCUUGUACAUAUGAUACUUCAUUGCAAGCAUAUUAAAUCAACAAGACUGUGUCGAUUUUCUGAGCUGUGAAUACUACGAAUUAAUAAUAAAAUAAUCUUUCC